ACUCACAUUCCUCAUGAACUAGCCAACCCAUUCUGAGAAAAUAAACAAUGAAUCCUACUGAUAUCAGCAUAUUAAUCAUCUUUCUUCUUCUUCCUCCUUGUUGCAUUGCCUCUGAUGCCGUUACUCCAAACCAGCCCAUUAGAGACGGCGACGUUCUUAUCUCUACCGGAAAAAAGUUCGCACUUGGCUUCUUUAGCCCAGGAAAUUCUCGCAAGCGUUAUGUUGGAGUUUGGUAUAACAAUGUUCCAAACCGAACCAUUGUCUGGGUUGCAAACAGAGACAAUCCAGUCAAUGAUACCUCUGGACUCCUAGCAGUCCAAGGAAAUGGAGGUCUUGUCAUCUACGGAAAGAACUAAAGUAACCCUCUUUGGUCCGCUAGUGUUGCUCUUUCUUCACCAAACAAUUCUAUUGCCAAGCUUUUUGAUACAGGAAAUCUUGUUUUGCUUGAGAAUGAGAGCCAAAAGGUAAUAUGGCAAGGCUUCGAUUACCCCUCAAAUACUCUCCUUCCAUAUAUGAAACUUGGAUUCAACCGGCGGUCCGGGAUGAACUGGUUACUAACAACUUGGAAGUCCUAAGAUGACCCAGGAACCGGCACCUGCUCUUUUGGGAUUAGCCCAAGUGGGUUCCCACAACUAGUUUUGCACCAAGGUGGAGCUCCCCGGUGGCGGACUCUAAUCGGAUUUUGGGCUGGGCAGAGAUGGGCGGGUACGGUGAGUUACAUCAACAAUCAAGAUGAGGUUUCCACAAUGUAUGUUCCGGCCAAUGAUUCAGCUUUAUCAAGAACUAUGCUAGCUGAAUCAGGAACCUUGGAACGGUCUACAUGGAAUGACCGAGUACAUGAAUGGAACAUGUACUGGUAUGCUCCGAUAGAGCGUUGUGAUAUUUAUGGACAGUGCGGCCCAAAUGGCAACUGCAACCCAUACAAUGUGAAUGCCAUCGAUUGCAAUUGCUUACCUGGUUAUGAACCAAAGUCACCAACUGAUUGGUACUUGAGAGAAGGAUCAGGUGGGUGCUUAAGGAGAACAGGAGUGUCAAUGUGUGGAAAUGGGGAAGGAUUUGUAAAGGUUGAGCGUGUAAAAAUACCAGACUUGUCGAAGGCAUCUUUCGACAUGAACUUGAAUUUGAAGGAAUGUGAGCAAGUGUGCUUGAGAAAUUGUUCUUGCACGGCAUACUCGAGUUCCGAUGAGGGCAGCGGAUGUGUGACUUGGCAAGGGGAUUUGAUGGACAUAAGAAAGCUUCCUGAUGCUGGUCAAGUAUUAUAUGCAAGAGUCGAUGCAAUUGUUUUAGCUCAAUAUGCGAAGAAGUCGGAUGAUUCUCUUGGCAAGAAGCAGAAAGUAGCAGUUUCGCUAGCAUCUGUUCUAGUGCUCUUUCUUGUGUUUUCUCUUUUGGUUUGGUUACUAAGGAGGAAGAGAAAAGGUAAAAGGAGACAAAAUGAAUAUCUAUUUGGACAUAGUACAGGGUCAACGUACUUGGGGCAAUCUAGUGGUAGAACAGAUGCUGAUGAAACUAGGAUUAACCCAGAUCUACCAUUCUUUGAUCUAACAACCGUAGCAGCAGCAACAAAUAAUUUCUCUAUUGAAAACAAGCUUGGAGCAGGUGGUUUUGGCUCUGUCUAUAAGGGUGUGCUUUCUAAUGGAAAGGAAAUAGCAGUCAAAAGACUAUCGCAGAAUUCAGGCCAAGGAACCGAAGAAUUCAAGAAUGAAGUUGUGUUGAUUUCAAAACUCCAACACAGGAACCUUGUCAGGAUUUUAGGUUGUUGUGUUCAAGAUGAAGAGAAGAUGAUAAUCUAUGAAUACUUGCCAAACAAAAGUUUGGACUUCUUCAUUUUUAAUGAAUCCAACAGAGUUUAUUUAGAUUGGACCAGACGCUUUGAGAUAAUUUGUGGAAUUGUUAGAGGGAUCUUGUAUCUUCAUCAAGAUUCAAGAUUAAGAAUCAUCCAUAGAGAUCUAAAGGCCAGCAAUGUUCUACUAGACGCUUCUAUGAAUCCCAAAAUUGCAGAUUUUGGUAUGGCUAGAAUAUUUAGGGGAGAUCAAAAUGAAGCAAAUACGAAUCGGGUGGUUGGAACAUAUGGUUAUAUGUCACCAGAAUAUGCAAUGCGAGGACGGUUUUCAGUAAAAUCAGAUGUAUAUAGUUUUGGGGUUUUACUACUAGAAAUCAUUACAGGCAGAAAGAACAGAGUUUAUUACCAAGAGGAAUCUCCCGACUCAAAUUUGGUCGAACAUGUUUGGAACUUGUGGCGAGAAAGUAAUGCCUUGGAAGUCGUUGAUUCAUCUCUGGGUGAAUCAUACCCCACGAAUGAAGUUCUGAGAUGUAUCCAAAUUGCUCUCUUGUGUGUGCAAGAGUAUGCAAUUGACCGGCCAACCAUGUCGGCAGUUCUUAACAUGUUAGGUAAUGAUGCAACACUUCCUUCACCUAGACAACCUGCAUUUCUAUUGCAGAGAAGUGCCACUAGUACUGGAGACUCACCAACCCAAGAUGGAGCUAAUUCUGUAAAUGAUGUGACAUGUACUAUGGUAGAAGCUCGCUAGAUAAGAGCCUGCGAUCUAUCUUAAAGGAUGAAUGUUGAUACUUUAGCCAGAGAAUAUCGAUUUUACACCUAC
Rosa rugosa (rugosa rose) is the source of this 2600-nucleotide messenger RNA. Its product is annotated as G-type lectin S-receptor-like serine/threonine-protein kinase At1g11410. Bases 747 to 2528 code for a protein of 593 amino acids. Gene Ontology annotation, biological process: recognition of pollen; protein phosphorylation. Gene Ontology annotation, molecular function: protein serine/threonine kinase activity; ATP binding. The record is from RefSeq and is a predicted model, not a curated record. Lineage: Eukaryota; Viridiplantae; Streptophyta; Magnoliopsida; Rosales; Rosaceae. The transcript is spliced from 7 exons.